Molecule: messenger RNA, 5669 nt
Organism: Drosophila montana
Lineage: Eukaryota; Metazoa; Arthropoda; Insecta; Diptera; Drosophilidae
Gene: Slip1
Product: SLo interacting protein 1
Exons: 18
Coding region: 117-5609 (1830 amino acids)
Molecular function (GO): protein binding
Source: RefSeq, a predicted model, not a curated record
ACAGUCGCGGCGAAUUUGUCGAUGGUAAACGAUGUCUGUAUUUGUUCUCUUGUUGUGUGGGUGUGGAUUCAUUUCACGGAAUAAAAAUUAAUAGAACUAUGUAAUUUAUUAUCAAAAUGUGCUCAAAUAACUGUGUUGGUGUUGUUGAGUUCGAUUAUGUUGUACUAAAGCUAAAUGGUAGCGACAUUACAUCAUUGUCAAGUUAUGAAGCGGUUCAAAUGUUCCUUCAAGCUAAAGAAACCCUAGUAGUUGAAUUAUGCCGAAAGAAAAAUCCAAUAAGUCCGUCAAACUCGAACGACGACAUCGAUUCUUCGAUAGAUGCCGUUUAUCAGGAGGAGGAGGAUGAUAUCUGUGCUAAAACAAAAAGUGUUCAAAUACCAGAUGCCAGUGCAAACAGUGCCACCGAAAAUGAUAACUCCACCAAUCCUUUGCCACCGUCAGCUAAAAAUCAAAUCAUAUUAACUUUGCGCACCUUUCGAAAUGUUGAGCAUACCGAGCAUACCCCCACUGUUGAUGUUGAGCCCUCAGCAUUAUCAAAGGAGACACAAACGUGUGAAACGUUUGUUGAAGUAAAUAAAACUAAUAAAAGGGUUAUGGUGGGGCAUCGCGAUCAAAAUAAAGAUAUUGUCCAAACUAUCGAUCAUUUUAUCGAGCAAGAGCAUCAUCUCUUUGAGCAGUGUUUGGAACCAGAUAUCGACAUCGAGGAAGUAACGCUCGUUAAGAGAGACUCAACUAAUGAUCAAAUAGGACUCAGUGUUUCCUGCAAUGGCUUCUAUAGUAACAGAUAUAGCGAAGAAAGUAUUGUUAAGUCUGUGAUAUGCAACGAAAACAUUAACACAGACUCGAAGGCACCAACAGAUGAUGUGGAUUCCUGUGAGAAUGUUUUCAUAAGUGAUAUUCAACCAGAGAGUGUUGCAGCGAGGGAUGGUCGGCUAAGGCGUGGUGAUCACAUUCUUCGCAUCAACGGCAUGGACAUCAAAAGUAAAAAACACGCUGAAACACAAAUAGCCGAGAAUAAUAUGGCUGUUACGUUGCUUGUCAGUCGACUCUUAUAUCCCGACGACGACGACGACGACGAUGAUGAUGACGAGGAUGAAGAUGAGGAUGAUGACGAUGAUAUGGAUAGUAACUUUGAAUAUGCUAACAGCUUCCUUUCUGAUUACACAAAUGUUGUUGACAAAUUGGACAAAGUUCUUUUAUCACAACGGCAGUCAAUAAAUGCCGUUAACAAUCUAAUAACUGAGCCAUCUGCAAAAUCUAUUAAAAUACCAUCAGCCCCCAACGGUUCGGAAGCAAAUAUAGAAAUGAGUAAAAUUAAGAGUCAAACACAUACUACUUCCACAGACAAGAACUUCAUUGAGAAGCCAAGAAUGGCGAGUCACUCAAAGUUCGAGUUAGAUAGCAAUGCUGCGAGCCAAGAAAUAGCAUUGAAACAAUUAGUAGAUAAAAGCCUGCCAAAUACAACGAAAAGUCCAACUAUCGCGAAAACUAAACAAUAUGAUUAUGAUGAUUGCGAGCAUAUUUAUGAAACAAUUCCCGAGGAUUCCGAAACUGAGCCACUUUACUGCUCACCAUAUCAAAGCUCAAACUAUAUGACCGCAAUGGGAUCUUGCUCAUCACCAAUGAUGGCCGAAUCAGAUGUUUUAGAAAUGCAGCAGCAAACACAACGAGUUGCCCAAUGGUUGGGCAUUAAGUCGCAGAUCAGCCCAAGAUCAGUACACACACUGGCUGCUGGCCGUCCAAGCUUGUACCAUAAACAGCAGCAGCAGCAGCAUCGAAUAUCAUCGAAUCGCGUAUAUACACUGCGCAGUGCUAUAACAAAUACGAGUGGAUCAAGUAGUAGUGGUGGGGCUGGAUAUAGUGCAUGCGGCCAUAAUAAUGUUGAAAAAGAGAAUAAAAGCAUGAAUCAAGAAGAAGUUGACAACUCUUCAAGUGCCUAUAAUACAGGUGGCUCCAAUAACAGUGCUUCCCCCCGCCAAAAUGCCUCAAAUCUAGACAAUGAAACUAUUGCCACAGCUGCCAACAAUCCGAUAAUCGCCGCUAACUCCUAUCAAUGCAACGCGCAACCCAUUUUAGUGCAAUCACAGUCAUCAAAAGAUGCGUUCUUAAAAACUCCGGUAACUAGCAUGCUUAUGCUGCCAUUCGGAAAGACCGGACGCAUAUUAUGUUCCAACCCCACCCAAAAUAGUGGUCCUGGCGAAAACACCACUCUAAAUAAAUCAUCUACAGACGAGAUGAACCCUUUCGCACUCAACGCAUCAGCACCAGCAAAAACAGACUCUAAAAUAAUGCGACCCAAGCCCAUACCAACAGAAGAACAUCAAAGCCAAUGCCCUCAAUUCAAUGCGCCCAAUCUGAGCCGUUAUCACUUUGUUAGCAGUCAAGAGAUCAGCAUCAACAGCCAAGUUGAUUUUACCAUAUCCGUGUGUCCGUUUUUAUGCGAAUAUAUCAUAAAGCUGCUAUGGGAACGAAAGAAAAACAAAUACAUUCAUAUAUACAUAUUGAUAAUCUUAAUUUACCUGACACGUGGAAAUGGUAAUUUCUUAAACGCACGUAGCCGUGACUAUGGGUUGCAGAGAAAUGCGGACAGCAGUAAAUUAGUCAAGGGCGAAGAAGAUGGAGCAUCAUCAAAUGUAAAUACCGGGCUAGUUGAAGAUGGCGGCGGAGUUCGAGCUGUUGGCGAAGUGUUUGUACCAAAAACGUUUCCAAUGAGUUCGCAGGAGCCGUCAUGUGAGCAACUGCGCGCUAUGUGGAUAUUUUCAAAGAGACAAUCUCGUGGAGCGGAAAUAACAAACGAAAUACCAACAUACCGUGACCCGUUCACAUAUAAUGUCUGGGAACCACUUUACUCCAACUCUCGCCUGCUCGGCUCGCUGCGAAUGGGCGCAAGGGAACGUGCUCGAUCGCCUGUUUUUGGCCGUGUUGUUAGCCGUGAGCCAAUUAUUCCACAGCGUGUCAACUUUGAGCAACGCCAGCGGCAUCUCGAUGGCAGCCAGUCUAGAUUAUAUGGCGCCGAGGUGCGGCCAAUAAGUGCCGGAUCGGUGCCGGCACCGGCACCCUCAUCACCCCGCAGGUCCAGCAAGAAUCGACAUAUGGGCGUACCAAAUAGCUCCUCCGGCAACCAAAACUCGGUGGCCGUACAGGGCAGCUUCCAAAAGCUUAAGGAACUCAUCUGGACAGAGCGGGCCAAGGAGUUAACCCAACAACGUCGAGCUGAAGAGCUGGCAGCUCGGGCGGCUGUGCUCAAGGAAAUCGCAAAUGGGCAAAACAUACAAUCGUCGUACAAGCUGCCCUUCAAUAAUAACCAAGGAGAUUCGAUUCUGAUGGAUGAGAAUCGCAGCCCCGAUAGUUCCGGCAAUCAAUAUUUGAUCCAUGAUCGAAUGUCCAUUGCGAAUAUACAAAAUUUUGAUGCCAACAAUAAAAAUGCUGGGCACAGAAACAACGGAGCUCGAGCCUCCACGCGCCGCAUCGGAAGUGCUUAUGGGUCGGCUACUAACGGUAAUAAUCCGGCGCGUAAGGAUUCCUAUUUUUCUGGAAACUCUCCGGCCUCUGGUCAACCGAAAACAGUUACUCGCCUAAGGAUUCCACUCACCGAAAUCAAUCCGGCGGCUGAAUUACCAGAAAAAGAUCAAACCGUUAUUGGUAUACCACGAACAUACCCUAUACGGCAAUCGCAUUUUAGGGAAAGGAAUCGAUCCCUUCUAAAACAGUAUCCGCCAAAUGAAUACUUUGAACGGAACACGAGAAUAUUGAAGAGUUUGCAGUUUGGGCCUGAGACCUCAGUGAGAGGAGAUUCCAAUGACAACUAUUUGAGUCCCUACACAUCCAUCGAAGAAUAUGGCCCGAAACCAGGAAACGUAAAGAUGGACGACUGUAACAAAUCCGAAUCCGAUUCCGAGGAAUUUUUUGAUGCACGCUCCGAUCAAUUGGAUAUGACUCCAUUUGAAAUGGAUCUGAAAACUUCGCUGGAGGAAGCAAAGCUGGCUAUUGAUUAUUUCUUUGACAACAAGUUCGAAGAGGCUCGAACUCUUUUGAAGCCGUUUGCCGGUUCGAGUCUAUACCACUCAAUGGGUACGGCAACAUUUUCAUUUCUGGAGGCAAUGCUCACUUUUGAGCAUAUUGAUGAGGCAUCGGCCGAGCUGAAAAAGUGUGUCGAGCUCUGUCAACGUUUUCGAAAGAAAAACACCCUAACCGAAUCUAUUGGCAAUACAUUUAAGAAGAAAAACUUUAACACGCUCACAGACCUGGAAUGCCAUGCUGAGCUCUGUAUGGCCGAGGUGCUCCUGAUGAGCGCUCUGCUCACCUUUAUCGAGGACGAGAAUCUCAGUGGACUGAUCCGGGGCAGUCUGCAGGUGCGCCAAUGCUAUAAUUGCUUCAGAUUCUGUGGACAAAUAUUGAAGCAUCGCAUGUGGGAUUCGAGCUCAAUGAGUGUGAGAAAUCAUUUCAGUAGCGGAGUACAUCUGGGUAUCGGCACUUUUAACUUAAUGAUGUCCAUGCUGCCGGUUCGCAUUGUUAAAAUACUGCAAUUUAUAGGAUUUUCGUCAAAGCGGAACGAUGGCCUACAGGAUCUGCGUAGAGGAUACCAAGAGAACGGGCUGCGGCAAAUACUUUGUGCUUUAUCCUUGCUCGGUUAUCAUUUGAUGGUUUUGCCCAUGGUCAGCGAAAGGCAUUCCCACGAGGAUCUGAGCAUAUGCGACGAGAUACUAACCUCCCAAUUGGCCAAGUACCCGAACAGCGUUUGGAUGCUCUUCUUUAAGGGUCGAUUCGAAUUGGUCAAUGGCAAUCUGGCGGGAGCCGAGUCCUGGUACUUACGUUCUUGGAAAUCGCAGAAUGUUUGGCCACAAUUUCACUAUUUAAGCUUUUGGGAACUUCUAUGGAUCAAUUGUAUACAACAAAACUGGGAUAAAGCUCAAUUUUAUGCCAACCAACUGCUCGAGCAGAGCAAUUGGUCGCGCGCGAUAUACGCCUAUCAAUUGGCUGCCAUCAAAUUAAUGUCAUCCCCAGGAUCAGCAGACAAUCUGCAGAAAAUUGAUCAACUAAUGACGGAGGUGCCCACGUGCAGGCAAAAAAUUGCCGGCAAGUCGUUGCCAAUGGAGAAGUUUAUGGCGAAACGUGCCAUCCGAUAUAAGAGCCAGAAUGAGCGUCUGGUUUUGCCACUGAUAGAGCUUAUGUAUCUGUGGAAUAUGUUCAAAUUCAUCGGUAAGGAUUAUCAGAUCGCCGAUGGCAUUCUACAAAUCAUCGACUCGGAAUUUGCCAUGCUAAACAAUCCAGGCGUUAGCCCAGCUACAAAUUUAUACAACGCCGAUAAUCGCGCAUUAUGUCUUCUCUUACGUGGAUCUUGUUAUGCACAAAUGGGCAAGCCGGCGUUGGCUCUUCAGGAUUUCUAUGAGUGCAUUGCACAAAGCGGCAUUGUCGAGGAUCACUUUAUUAUCCCGUACGCUUAUGUGGAAGCUGCACUUUGUCACGCAUCGGAAAAUCAAUCUCUGGCUAUAUCCAUGCUACAGGACACCAAAAAAAAGUUCUCAAAAUUCGCAUUAGAGUCGCGACUACACUUUAGAAUACAUAUGGCUCUCAUGGAUCUCAAUGGCAACUUGGAUACCCACAAAUAGUUUAAUUUGUUUGUUUUUUUUUUUUUAAUUCCUUUUUAAUUUUAUAUUUUGUAUUAAACG